GACGAUCCCGAUCCCUUGGGAUCCCCUCGGGCCGAUCCCUCGGGCUGAUCCCGAUCCCUCGGGAUCUCUCCCGGCAGGUCCAGGGCGAAUCCGGGUUCCGGUUCUGGAACUGGUCCGGCACCUACGGCUGCAGCCCCGAGCUGCUCUUCCGGCCCCGGAACGUCCACGAGCUCCGACAGAUCCUGGAUCUGGCGCGGGGGCGGCAGAAGCGGGUGAAGGUGCUGGGCGGGGGUCACUCCCCCUCGGACAUCGCCUGCUCCCAGGAUUUCCUCAUCCACAUGGGAAAACUCAACCGCGUCCUGCAGGUGGACAAGGAGAAGCUGCAGGUGAAGGUGGAAGCCGGAAUUCUGCUCUCGGAGCUGAACCUGGAGCUGGACAAACACGGGAUGGCCCUGGCCAAGUGAGAGACAACAGCGGGAAUAACAGCCG
Cyanistes caeruleus (blue tit) is the source of this 429-nucleotide messenger RNA. The record is from RefSeq and is a predicted model, not a curated record. Lineage: Eukaryota; Metazoa; Chordata; Aves; Passeriformes; Paridae.